Brienomyrus brachyistius is the source of this 949-nucleotide messenger RNA. Its product is annotated as E3 ubiquitin-protein ligase-like. The record is from RefSeq and is a predicted model, not a curated record. Lineage: Eukaryota; Metazoa; Chordata; Actinopteri; Osteoglossiformes; Mormyridae. The transcript is spliced from 2 exons. Gene Ontology annotation, biological process: protein ubiquitination. Bases 67 to 555 code for a protein of 162 amino acids. Gene Ontology annotation, molecular function: ubiquitin protein ligase activity.
AGAAUAGUGGCAAUCCAACACAACAGACAGUAUCGGUGAUAUAUACGGCAGGAUCGGGAUUGGAAGAUGAGCUCAGAACUGGAGUGCGGUAUUUGUUACCAGAGCUACAACACGGGUCGUCGUCUUCCCAGAGAGCUGGGAUGCCGGCAUACUUUCUGCGAGAGCUGCCUGUCGGCGAUAGUCCGGCAAUCGGCGUGUCCGGCGGAGGCUUGUACGAUUAUCUGCCCGCUAUGCCGCCACUCCACCCCCAUUCCCGCAAGCGGCGAUUUGCGACAGGCGCUCCGGGUGGACGAAGGGCUUCUCGGGCAGACUCUGGAAGCUGGGUUUCUGGAGGACGAAAGUGACAGCGAUGGGAAACCCGAGCCCGACCUGUUCAGCCCAAAUCCAGCCUCGGAUCCGGCUCCCAGGACCAGAAAAGGCAAGAUGUGGCGCUCUCUAAGGCGGAUAUGUGGAAGAUUUGUCACUGACACCCGCCACACUUCAGAGCAUAGACACAAGUACAUGACCAAUGAAGAAAUGAAGGACAUCGCGUUGAUGUCGUGUUACAUGAUAUAAUAACCGAAGAUCCCGCAUCUGAUCCGAAAUGAAGAAUUUGUGAGACCUCUGGGAACUGACUGUCAAAUAAGGACCACUGACAUCUUUUGCUACUUGUUAUUGACCAAGGGGAAAAACACUGUUUAAUAGUAUUAAACCACUUAUGAGCCUGUUUAUAUAAAUUAUCUGACCAAACUACUUCACACUAUGCCUAUUUAUUGAUAAAGAGCCCGACCAUCUCUGAAUAAGAGGCUAUGAAAUAACAGGACGUGUAAAGAUACUGUAAUUUUAUGAUUUGUAUUUCAAUUUUGUUACAUAUUGUUUCAAUCCUUGUGUAAUUGAUUUAAUUAUUUAUUAGGCCUGUAUUAUGCAGGAAUAUACGCGUUUUUGUAAUAAAAUAAAAUCCAUUUUACAA